AUGCGUCUCUCGCCGUCGUGGUACCAGUUCCUGGUCGGCGUGUUCGCCUCGCUCGGCUCAUUCCUCUAUGGCUAUGAUCUCGGUGUGAUUGCAGAGGUCAUAGUGUGUGAUUCCUUUGUUUCCAAGUUUGCCGCCAACUCUACGCAAAGCGGACUGGUCGUCUCCAUGUUCACCUGUGGCGCCUUCUUCGGCGCCGGCUUCGCGGGUCCCAGUGGGGACUACCUGGGCCGACGAAAGACCAUCUCGCUGGGCUGUCUGAUGUUCUGCUUGGGAGGUGCUCUGCAGACUGGCGCCCAGACUCUUGCCUUUCUGUAUAGUGGCCGAUUCUUUGCUGGCUUUGGGGUUGGCUUCUUGACCAUGGUGAUCCCGCUCUACCAAGCCGAGAUCUGCCACCCCAAGAUCCGGGGCCGCGUCACUGCGCUGCAGCAGUUCAUGCUUGGGGUCGGAGCCCUCUGUGCCUCAUGGAUCUCGUACGGCACGUACAUUGGCUUCUCGUCGGACAAUGAUGCCCAAUGGCAAUUGCCGCUGGGAAUUCAGAUCAUCCCGGCCGUCCUGCUGGGCUUGCUGAUUAUGGUCUUCCCAGAGUCUCCUCGCUGGCUGAUCGACCACAACCGCCCGGAUGAGGGUCUGAAGACGUUGGCGAAGCUGCACGCCCACGGAAACGAGAUGGACUCCUGGGUGCAGGCCGAGUACGCCCAAAUCCAGGAGAGCAUCACCUUCGAGCACGAGCACGAGGCCAAGUCGUAUGUCGAGCUGUUCACGAACCGCUCAUCCUUCCGACGACUGUUCCUCUGCUGUGCCAUCCAAGCCUCCGUGCAGAUGACCGGUGUCUCUGCCAUCCAAUACUACUCCGUCGACAUCUACAAGCAGAUCGGCAUCUCCGGCGAAGCCACCCUCCGCUACCAAGCCAUCAACUCGAUCAUCGCCCUCGUCGCCCAAUUCCUCUGCAUCCUGUUCAUCGAUCGCUUCGGCCGGCGCUGGACCCUGAUCGGCGGCAACCUGGGCAACUGCGUGACCUUCAUCAUCGCCACCAUCUUGCUCGCCAAGUUCCCCCCGACCACCGUCAACUCCGGCGCGCACUGGGGCUUCAUCAUCAUGACCUGGCUGUACAACUUCUCCUUCUCAGCCACCUGCGGCCCGCUGUCGUGGAUCAUCCCGGCCGAGGUAUUCGACACGCGGACGCGUUCGAAGGGCGUGUCCAUCGCGACCGGCGUCUCGUUCGCCUUCAACACGAUGAUCGGCCAGGUCACCCCCAUCGCCAUGGACAACAUCCACUAUCGGUACUACUUCCUGUUUGUGAUCUGCAAUUUCACGAAUGCCGUGUUCUUCUAUUUCCUCCUGCCGGAGACGAAGCAGGUGCCGCUGGAGGAGAUGAAUUAUAUGUUCUCGAAUGCGCCGUGGUUCGUGCCUGGUUCCAAGAAGGAGGAUUAUCUGCCGCAUGAUUUGGAGAGGAAGGUUGAGGAGCAGGAGGUGAAGCAGAAUGCGGUGCAUUAUGAGUAG
Molecule: messenger RNA, 1500 nt
Organism: Penicillium canariense
Lineage: Eukaryota; Fungi; Ascomycota; Eurotiomycetes; Eurotiales; Aspergillaceae
Product: sugar porter family MFS transporter
Exons: 7
Coding region: 1-1500 (499 amino acids)
Biological process (GO): transmembrane transport; carbohydrate transport
Cellular component (GO): membrane
Molecular function (GO): carbohydrate:proton symporter activity
Source: RefSeq, a predicted model, not a curated record